AUGCUGCAGGCGCAGUGUCAUGCUGUGCUGCAGGCGCAACACGAUGCUUGGAUGUCCUCCUCAGCUCACUCUCCGGCUGCUGAGGAGGAGGAGGGCGCGUGGAUCGUGUCUUCUCAGGACCACGAAAUGCCACAAGCUGAAGUAGAGGCUGCAGAGGAGGUCUUCUCACUGUUUAUGGCUGCAGAGGGCGUUGGCUCUGAGGAUGAUUCGGGUCUGAGCAGCAACUGCAGCAAUGUCGCUGAGAUGGGCGGUUCUGAGGCAUCCAGCACGACCUGUGGUUUCUCUGGCAGCAGCUGCAGCGGCCAGAACUCCAGCGAGGAGCCUUCCACUGCCAUUGCUGUCAACAUCCUCUGCCUUGGUGACUGCAAGCUCAACGGCUAUAACUUUUACAGCAAGCAGUACAGUGAUAGUUCGUUGCUGCUUGAUCUGGUGCUUCUGCUGGUUUCGUUUACAGUGAGCAAGAACGUGGUAACUGCUGUGCAUCUGGCAUCACGGAUGGGUCUGCUAGGUGCAGACCAGAGCUUGGUCAGGGGAACGCCUGCAGCCAGUUGGAGACUGCUCCCUACUCGGCGUCUCCAGCCUGGCAGCACGCGACCAGCAGCAGGAGCGGUUGUGGAGAAAGUGGCAGUGACUGCUUCUGGUGGAGCCCUCAAGCCGUUCCAGGACGGGUCAGCAGGGAGCACAAGGCAGCUGUAUCUGAGUGCAGGUGUGCUGUGUGGAUGGAGGACAAUGGUUGCUCCUUCCAGUGGAGGCUUGAAGGAAGCGGCAGUAGCACCACAGAGGAAGAGGCGGCUGGACUGGGUAGUAGGUGGGACGUGUGGGUCAAGGGAUGUCCGUUUGAAAGUAUUAGGUGCUGGUUCUGGUGGGGGUUUCAUGGAAGGGUCAGCAGCUCAACAGGGUAUGAGGAAGGAGGGUCGGGUUGGAGGUGGAAGGGAAGUGGCGUCAAGAGCAUUGGUUGUUGUUUCUGGUGGGUCAGCUGCUCUACAGAGCAGGAGGCAGCAGCAGGGAAGGCUUGGGGUUGCGACGCCUGGAGUGAGGGAAGCAGCUUCACGAGUGUUGGCUGCUCUUUUUGGCAGUGCCAAGCUGGAAUUGGGUGACGAGGAGAUGGAUGAUGGAGGUGAGGUGGACAUUGAGUGGACUGAACAGCCACCUCUGACGCAUCAGAUGAAAAGUCGCCUCAUUGUCUGUCAAAUGAGCUCGUACCUCGGGUGA
Messenger RNA from Closterium sp. NIES-65, 1212 nucleotides. Lineage: Eukaryota; Viridiplantae; Streptophyta; Zygnematophyceae; Desmidiales; Closteriaceae. The record is from the annotation of a GenBank genome assembly.